AUGUGUUCGUUAUUAAGCUUCUUUAUCACCGUGGCCGUGCUUGUGCUGGCGGCACCGAGGGUCUUGGGGGCAGCCUCGCCGCGCUUGCCAGCGCUGCUGCAUGUGUCCCCGUUCUUUGACGCAGCAGCCCCUGUCGCCGCCACCAUAAAACUGCCCAACGGAUCAAAGCCCAAGGCCUUCUCAUUCGGCCGCGGCAGUGACCUUUUCGUAUCCACGCUCAGUGGCGAGGUGCUCCAUUUCGACAUGGGCGCCGCUGACGCAGCAGCGACGCGCACCCUUCUAGCAACAGAGCCAGGAAUCGCACUGACCGGCAUUCAGUACGACCCGCAGCAGCACGCCCUUUUCGUUGCCGGCAGCGUGUCCGGAAAGAUCUUUGUUUACACCCUCACCGCCAGCCGCCCGUACGAAGUCGCGCGCCGCGCGGCCGUCGCGCUCGCCCGGCCGCGCGGGCGGUGGCAGGCGCCCUAUGUCAACGAUGUGGCGAUCGGCCCCAGCCACGUGUACGCCACCGACUCGUUCGAGCCUUUUGUCCACAUGAUCCCUCGUUUCUCAGCCAGCAACUGGGUGGCGGCUGCUGACGUCGGCGGCACGGGCGGCGGCGCCACAUACGUGCACCUGGGCCCCGGCUUUGUAACGACCAGCGCCCGCCUGAACGCCAACGGGCUCGUUUUCGCGCGCAACAACACCCUCCUGGUCAGCAACUUUGACCAGAGCUACGUCGCGGCCGUCCAGCUGCCGCCCGGCGGCGCGCCGCGCGCGCAGGGGGAGGCGGCGGCGGCGGUGGUCGCGGCGCGGCUGCCGUGGGUUAAGGCGGGCGGCAAGGGACCGUGGCGCAAGGUCUGGGCGGACUCCAUGGUCAUGGGGCCGGGGGCUGACACGGUUUACCUGUCAGACAACUUUGAGGACAGGGUGCUGCAGCUGCGGCUCACGCCCGACCUGUCGAGCGCGAACGUCACGUGUGUCAUCUCGCCGCGCGGCGGCGGCGGUGGCGGCGGCACCACUGCUCUCCGUGCGCCGACGGCGAUGGCGUUCAAGGACGGGGUCCUGUGGGUGCUCAAUGCGCGGCUGCUGGACUGCCCCUUUGUGCUGCCCUGCACCAAUCAGGGUUACGAAAUUGUGGGGGUGCGGCCGACCCAAGUAUGCCGGUAA
Monoraphidium neglectum is the source of this 1149-nucleotide messenger RNA. RefSeq lists its product as hypothetical. Lineage: Eukaryota; Viridiplantae; Chlorophyta; Chlorophyceae; Sphaeropleales; Selenastraceae. The record is from RefSeq and is a predicted model, not a curated record. Bases 1 to 1149 code for a protein of 382 amino acids. The transcript has 2 exons.